This is a messenger RNA of Olea europaea var. sylvestris, 1504 nucleotides long. Its product is annotated as ADP,ATP carrier protein 1, mitochondrial-like. Gene Ontology annotation, biological process: mitochondrial ADP transmembrane transport; mitochondrial ATP transmembrane transport. The record is from RefSeq and is a predicted model, not a curated record. Gene Ontology annotation, molecular function: ATP:ADP antiporter activity. Gene Ontology annotation, cellular component: mitochondrial inner membrane. The transcript is spliced from 4 exons. Bases 158 to 1315 code for a protein of 385 amino acids. Lineage: Eukaryota; Viridiplantae; Streptophyta; Magnoliopsida; Lamiales; Oleaceae.
AUUUUGCAGGAAAUACAGGGACAGAAAGGUAAUUUCGGUAAAACCUAAUGCUCUUCGUCAGAAAUGCGAUUAAUCUUUCACUCCUCCAGUUCCUCCCUCUCUUUCCUUCCGUACAUUCGGGAACUCCUUCCUCAGGUCACCACAUUGAUUUGCUAACAUGGCAGAUGGUACACAGCAUCCGUCUGUAUAUCAAAAGAUACAUGGACAAUCUUACCUCCUCUCUCAGAUUUCUCCGGACAUGCACUCUAGGAAUGCUGUUUUACCCAAUUUGACUGGUACAUAUGUCAACGGAGGUCUGCAAAGCCAUUUCUUGCUAUCAUACCAAGGGACUGGACUUGGAACCAUAUCACCGAUAUCUUCUUUUAUGAUUCCUGCUCCACUCGAAAAGGAUAAAGGCUUUUCCAGUUUUAUGGUGGAUUUCCUCAUGGGAGGAGUUUCUGCUGCUGUCUCCAAGACGGCUGCUGCUCCAAUAGAGAGAGUUAAGCUCUUGAUUCAGAAUCAGGAUGAAAUGAUCAAAUCUGGUCGGUUGUCUGAACCAUACAAAGGGAUUGGUGACUGCUUUGCCCGAACAAUAAAGGAUGAAGGAGUAGUUUCUCUCUGGAGAGGCAACACUGCAAAUGUUAUCAGAUACUUCCCCACCCAGGCCUUAAACUUUGCUUUCAAAGACUACUUCAAGAGGCUUUUUAACUUCAAGAAAGACAGGGAUGGCUACUGGAAAUGGUUUGCAGGAAACUUGGCAUCAGGUGGUGCUGCUGGUGCCUCGUCUCUACUGUUUGUCUACUCUCUUGAUUAUGCUAGAACAAGGUUGGCAAAUGAUGCUAAGGCUGCCAAAAAGGGUGGUGAAAGGCAGUUUAAUGGUUUGAUUGAUGUUUACAAAAAAACACUCAAAUCUGAUGGCCUUUCUGGGCUUUACCGUGGAUUUAAUAUCUCAUGUGUUGGAAUUAUUCUCUACCGUGGGCUAUACUUUGGAAUGUAUGAUUCAUUGAAACCUAUAGUUCUGGUUGGUUCAUUGCAGGAUAACUUCUUCGCCAGUUUCUUGCUGGGAUGGGGUAUAACAAUUGGUGCCGGGUUAGCCUCCUACCCAAUUGACACUGUGCGUAGAAGAAUGAUGAUGACCUCGGGAGAGUCUGUCAAAUAUAAGAGCUCCAUGGAUGCAUUUUCACAGAUCAUCAAGAACGAAGGGGCUAAAUCACUCUUCAAGGGUGCUGGAGCCAACAUUCUGCGUGCUGUUGCUGGCGCCGGUGUACUUGCUGGCUACGACAAAUUACAGGUCAUUGUUUUUGGCAAGAAAUAUGGCUCUGGCGGUGGUGGUUAAUUAUCUUCCUGCUGAUAAUGACGAAUGCAUGUUUUAUAUAGUUGUGGAGAAAUAUUUUUACUGGAAAUCCCAUGUUAGUAUACGCGAGCUUUUAAUUGGGAAAUUUGAUUGCUGUUAUGUGAGGAUUUUGUCUCAAGACUAUAACUUUGCGUGCUUUUAUGAAGGAAUAAUUUUGGUACCCUUAAAAUA